Molecule: messenger RNA, 732 nt
Organism: Symbiodinium sp. CCMP2456
Lineage: Eukaryota; Dinophyceae; Suessiales; Symbiodiniaceae
Source: the annotation of a GenBank genome assembly
AUGGCUGAAAUGGCUAGACCUCGCUCGUCACCGAGGUUUACCACACCGGAGGCUGUGGCUUUGCAUGAGAACGUGUCUCCCGACCGUUGGUGCGUCACUCGGUCAGACCUGAUUUAUUUGCGGCAGGAUGUUUGGCGUGCCAUCAAGUGUGGGGAGGUUCGUCCUCUUGCUGACAGUGAUGCGUUUGAGCUUUCAGAUGAGAAGUAUGGUCCAAACAUCCACACCGUGAACAAACAGUACAUCAUGCCAGUGACGGAUGAAGCCGGCAAGGUCAGCUGGGCACUGAUGCGACAUCCGGACGGCUUGGACUGCCACUUGUUCAUCAGCCACGCCUGGCUCGAGGGUGUUUUCGAAUUCCUGUCCAAGGUGCUGCAUUCCUGGCCCUCGCGCUCGCAGCAUGCCUGGUGCUGCAUGCUGGCCAACCCGCAGAAUUUGAACAUAGGUUCGUAUUUACAAUCUCCGAGCCGAUCUCCCUUCGCGCAAGCACUCCAGGCUUCUACAUGCGUCCUUGUGGUGCCCAACCGCCACUGCAGCAUCUACACCAGGCUCUGGUGUGGUUACGAAGCCUACUGCGCCCAUCAGGAGGGAAAGACCAUCCUUGUGGCCAGAGCUUCGAAUGCGCAACAGCUGACCUAUGCCCUGUUCUGGGUGAGCAUCUCAGGACUCCUGGGCAUGACAUGCGGCGAGUGUUCACGACAGAACAAGAUCCACACCAAGAUCCAGCCGACCUGA